GAGUAAAUAAUAAGUAAACACGACGUCUGCGCAUGUGCGGUGAGUGACGAGAGAACACAACAAUGGCGGCCAACAGAGAAGAAAUACUGGCAGAUUUUCAGGCCUGUACUGGAAUUGAGAAUUUUGAGGAGUCUUUGGCCCAUUUGGAGCAGAAUGAAUGGGAUUUACAGCGAGCGGUGGUGUCCGUCAUGGGGGCACAGGAGGGUGUAACGGUCCCUGACUCGGCCCCUGAGGAGGCACCCCUACCACCCACCUUGCCGGGAGUUGUACAGUUCAGUGGAUCCGCACCGUGUGCGUCCGUCCCCAGAGCGUUUGAGUCUCACCGAUCCCACAGUCCUCCGCCAAACAGAGUCCGCAUGCUGGAGUUUGAUAUAUCCUACAACGACACAAACACAGAGCUGGUCGUGGAAGACAGCAGAACAGUUCGUACGGUCAAGGAGCUGUUGUCAGCUCAGCUCAAUGUCCCACCAGAGAAGUUGCUUGUAGGAGGAUGGGCGCAUGCCAGACCAGCACCCGAUGACUCGGAUGUGUUGUCGACGCUACAUUUACCUCUCAAGAACAGACUGUACGUUCUCACGCCCGGCUUACCCACGACCAGUGCCGAGCAGCCCAAUGGAGAAGAGACGAGUUACACAGACAAGUUGACGCGGUCUUUCGAGCUCAUUAUCAACGACACCGACAUGAACCAGGAGUACAGACUACGCUACGAGGGUUGUAAGACCAUCCUUAGCGUCAAGCAGGGUAUGAACGCGCUAACCAACGUCGAGGUCCGACACCAACGAUGGAUAGGGUGGCCCGACGAGAGCGAUGAUUCGCUAACAUUAGCAGCCUCAGGAAUAGACUUUCCCAGUCACAAGUUCACUUUUUCUAGGGUACCGAACCACAACAAAACAGACCAGCCCUCUGCGUCGCGCGACCCCAUCAACAUCAGCGACAGCGAGGAUGAGGUGGCGGACAUGGACAUUGACGAUUGCACGAUCUUCAGUAACGAGAGCCAGACGAGAAAGUUUGAACCGUUAUUACCAGCCGAUAUAGAAAACGAAACAGACGGCCUCAUUCAGUUCUGUCAUGAGUUCAGCUCCCGAUACGGGGAGACCCACCCUCAAUUUUACAUGGGUCCUUUAGAGGAUGCUGUGAAGGAAGCAUUCGGUGGCUUGGCAGUUGAGAGGAAACUACUAGCGAUCUACAUCCACAGCGACAAGAGUGUCCAAAGCAACGUCUUCUGCAGCCAGCUGCUGUGUUCGGAGAGCAUCGUCAAUUUCCUGACGCAGAACUUUGUCACGUGGGCGUGGGACGUCACGGCGGAAGAAAACAAAGAAAGACUUCUAAGCACUUGUACAAAGAUGUUUGGCAGCGUCACCACGGCGACGGUCCGCAACGUAAAUCAAGAUAAAUUCCCCUUGCUGUUGAUAGUCAUGAGAAUACGGUCAAACACUGAGGUCUUCUCCAUACUACAAGGCAAUACAAGUUUGGAUGAGAUGAUGACGAGUUUGAUCCACGCUGUUGACAUGUUCACAGAGCAACAGAAAUCCGAGAUUGAACAAGAGAAUGACCGGAGGGAGGCUGAGCAGCUGAAGCAAGAGCAGGAUGCAGCGUACCAGGCAUCGCUGAUGGCUGAUAGAGCAAAGGAACAAGAGAGGCUAAAACAGGAACGAGAGGAACAGAGACAACGGGAACAAGAAGAGCUAGAAAUCAGAGAAAGAGAAGCCGAACAAAAGGCAUUGCUACAAUCUCUGGAGCAACAACUCCCGGACGAGCCCAGCGAGAGUUGCCUCGAGCCCACCACGACGCUAAGAAUGCGCGUCCCUGGCGGGGACGUGCUGACGAGACGAUUCCUGGCCGAGCAGCCGAUCAGGAUGGUCAUGGUUUACUUGGGUACCAAGGGCUACCACGCCGAAGACUUCAAAGUGCUGACCACCUUCCCAAAGAAAGACUUGACAUCUCUAGACCCUUCGCAAUCCUUCAAGCAACUUGGUCUCUGUCCGCAACAAACUCUGUUUAUAGAGGAACGCUAGCAGCAAAUGCCAUCUGCACCCAUCGCAUGUGCUCGCCCUGAAACAAGCUACCCUAAAUUACCUCAACCAAUCAACGCCCGCCCAUAAAAACUAAGUAGGAACCUGUCUAAGUCCAUACUGUUGGUUUAUCCACCCAGGAGAGGCAGGGUACCAGACAUGCAUAAUUGUCCAAUCAGAAUUCAGCCUGGCAUGUAAAAGGUAUUACUUUUGGCCUUAAGUUACAAAUAUGUAGAAGAAUUUUUGUGUCCGCUCUUAGAAGUUAGUAAUUUUGUUUCUGGACAAAAUGCUACUUUGAGUUCUUCACUCUGCACAGAUUCAAAUGGUGCAUGUACUUACUGCAAACCACUCUAAUGAAACUCUCACAGAUUUUAAUUGGCGCGCUCUGCGUGCAACUUUUGACCAGCGCGCAGCAUCAGUUUCAGCUGGCAGUUUCGAAUAUUCUGUAAAAAACACAGUUUCGACUAAAUCUUUGGAAAUGGACAGCCCUACGAGAGAUUAUAUGUCUUGAUUAAAAGGCUUGAGAUAGAACCAUACUAUGUAUGACCAAUGGGAGUGCACUUCUGUGCCAUGAAUAUGCAUGAUCAUGAAUAUGUAUGAGCUGAAGUGCCAACUGAUUCUAAUCUCACUUGCACCCCAGCCUGCAAAACCAUACCAUGUUUAACCAAUGGGAACUCAUUGCUACCUCAUGAAUAUGUAUUGUUGAAUAUUCAUGAGCUGAGAGUACAAUCUAAUACCUCACCUAUAUCCCAACGCAAAUAUACAUUUUUAAAACCUUUCUGGAAACUGAAGUACCAAAAUUAACGUUUUGAACCCAUUUUACACUUUUUUUUAUUUGUUAAGAGGGGAUGUAGUUUAAUGUAUUUUAAUGUUCAGAAACAAAAUUCCAAGAAAAAAUGGUUUAUAAAUAUGUUGCAGUAACUUAUUGUUCCCGUAAUAUAGGCAAUCUGAUAAACUCUUAAAAUUUGAGUUUAACUGUUACAUCAUUCAAGCAUUCAGAACGAUUUAAAAAGAACUCAAAUCGAAACCGAGUUGUUUUGUCACGAUAAAUGUAUCAAGUUUUAGAAAAAGAACGGGCAUUCAGUUAUUUUG
This is a messenger RNA of Patiria miniata (bat star), 3104 nucleotides long. It is a transcript of the gene faf1, whose product is annotated as FAS-associated factor 1-like. Gene Ontology annotation, cellular component: nucleus; endoplasmic reticulum. The coding region runs from base 63 to 2015 and encodes 650 amino acids. NCBI's taxonomy places the organism in Eukaryota, Metazoa, Echinodermata, Asteroidea, Valvatida, Asterinidae. The transcript has 16 exons. Gene Ontology annotation, molecular function: ubiquitin binding. The record is from RefSeq and is a predicted model, not a curated record.